Messenger RNA from Ipomoea triloba (trilobed morning glory), 1592 nucleotides. RefSeq lists its product as uncharacterized. The coding region runs from base 109 to 1377 and encodes 422 amino acids. The record is from RefSeq and is a predicted model, not a curated record. NCBI's taxonomy places the organism in Eukaryota, Viridiplantae, Streptophyta, Magnoliopsida, Solanales, Convolvulaceae. The transcript is spliced from 2 exons.
AUGAAAAGACACACAGGUUAAAAGUACAUACGAUAAUUGUUGUCCUAGUAAAACAAUAAUUUCCAGGCUAGCAAGAUCAGAUGUGUUGUGCAUAGGAGAGAAAGAAAGAUGCCGGCGGUUUGGUUAUCUUUGAAGAAAUCUUUGCAGUGCAGAUCAGAGCCGGCGGAGGUGCAUGAUCCGAGCAAAAAGGUUUCGACGGGUACGAGGAGGAAGACGGCGACGGUUAGGUCUGGGUGUUCGAGGUCCAUUGCGAAUCUAAGAGAUGUGGUGAUUAAUGGGAGCCGGAGGUACAAUAAUGGGGAGACGCCAUAUUUGCAGAGCCCGAGAUCUAUUGGGAGUAAUGAGCUCUUGAAUCCGAUUACCCACGAGGUGGUUCUCAAUAACUCCACCUGUGAACUCAAGAUUACGAGCUAUUCUUUUCAGGACGGCGGUGGCGGCGGCGCCGGAGGCGGCGGCGGAGGUGGUGGCUGGCCGUUUGUGCAGUGUACUCUUAAGCCGGGGACUCCUGGCCCUGGGAGAGUACAGUACAGGAAGCCUGGAGGGGGAGGGGUAGGUAGUCCUACAGUUAAAGGGUCAAGUGGUAGCCUUUCAAGAAGAGUAGGGGCUGGGUUUAGUGGCAUUGUUCCUAGGCCUAAAGCCAGUAAUGGCGGCCCAGAAUUCUAUGGCUUUAAGGAAUUGAGCUGCCCUAAAUGUGGUGAACACUUCUCAAAAUGGGAUGCUGUUGAAUCACACCAUCUCUCCAAACAUGCAGUUACACAGCUUGUAGAAGGAGAUUCUUCAAGGAGCAUUGUGGAGAUGAUCUGCAGAACUAGCUGGACAUCAUCAAAGCCAGAUAAGAACAACAACACUUGUAAUAAUAAUGGGAUGGAGAGGAUCUUGAAGGUGCACAAUAUGCAGAAAACGCUGGCAAGGUUCGAGGAAUAUCGCGAGACCGUGAAGAUCAAAGCCAGCAAACUAGCCAAGAAACACGCGCGCUGUCUGGCGGACGGGAACGAGCUACUAAGGUUCCACGGCACCACAGUGGAGUGUUCCCUGGGCAAGAACGGCUCCUCCAGCCUCUGCAACUCCGAGAAGUGCCAAGUUUGCCAGAUUCUGAGGCACGGGUUCAGAGUGAAGAAGGGUGGGGUUGGGGUUUUCACGGCCUCGACGAGCAGGAGAGCGCUUGAAGCCAUUGAAAUGAAGGGUGGAAUGAAGAGAGCUCUGAUAGUUUGCAGAGUUAUUGCUGGGAGAGUGCAUAAGCCGGUGGAGAAUUUGCAGGAAUUGAGUGGGUUUGAUUCGUUAGCUGGGAAAUUUGGCCUCCAUUCGAGUGUUGAAGAGCUCUUUUUGCUCAAUCCUAAAGCUUUGCUCCCUUGCUUUGUGGUAAUCUGCAGAGGGUAAAAGUGGAUGAUUGUUACUGGUUCUGUAAUUUGGAUGUUUUUGUGAAAAUUAGGAAUGGCAUGGGGUUAUGGUUUUGACAGUCUUCUUGGUCAAAAAAAACUGUCAAAACAAUAACGCCAUUAUUUUUAAAAAAAAUUUGAAUAGGACAUUCACUUUUACAUAUGUCCAUAUUCUCAUCUGGGUAGUUCAGGUGACAAAUGAGCUUUUUUCGUGGA